AUGUUCAGCCCACUGAAUCCGCUUCGGUUUCAGGCGUCCCUUAUACUAAGAUACCUAAUCAUUGGAGUCCACAGGACAGCUAACAUAAGCCUACAUUGCCACUGUCUGAAGAACGUCAGUUUGCUAGUGUUUCCGCCCACCGUGCAAAAGGGCAGUCAGGCGUCACUCUUGUGCCAGUACGACUUGGAAGAAGCACCUCUUUAUUCCGUCAAAUGGUACCGAGGGAACUUUGAAUUCUACAGAUUCUCACCUGGAGAGAAACCAGACACCAAGAUCUUCCCAUACCCUGGAAUCCAUGUAGACCUGUCCGUGUCAAACGAGAGUGUUGUGGUGCUCCGGAAGGUCGGAUUCAACCUGUCUGGCAACUUCAGCUGCGAGGUGACAGUAGAAGCCCCAUCCUUUUCUACAGCCACAGUCUACCAGCAAAUGUUGGUUGUCGCGCUGCCGGAAAGCCCUCCUGUAAUCCACACGGAACACGACCGCUAUGAACCAGGAGACACUCUGCGUGCAAAUUGCACUUCGCCACCCUCCAAACCGGCAGCCAGUCUCAGCUUCUUCCUUAACAACAUUCCGGUGGGUGUGCCUGAAGUCCGUCAAUACAGAGCAAUGCCAGAUACUCAACAGAUGAGCUUCCUUUCCCUCUCAACGACACUGUACCCGAUGCAUUAUCAGAACGGUCAACUCGUCCUCAAAUGCACCGCCCACGUAGCCACGUUGUACCGCCAGACGACAGAAGUGCAUCUGAGCGCAAGGGCCAGAGAACCUAUUCCUGAAAGGGUUACGUCACAGAAUGCGUCAUGGCGGUUAGCAGCGUCUGUCCAUCUUCUGCUGUUGAUACUGGGCGGCCAUAUUGCAAGAUAGCUCCAAGAUCAGAAGCAAUCAAUCCAUCUUUCCAUCACGUUCGUGGUCUAAACAAGUCAGGACCGACCUCGGCAACGUUUGUAUGUCACAUGUGUUCAGUGUUACCAACAUUCAGAGCGUAGAAAAUAUACUGAAAUAACAUUACUAGUCAAGUGAAAUGUUACCAACUUAAAAAUAUGACUAAUAGAAUGAGGAAGAAAUAUGUACGGAUAUAAGAAAUGGACAAAGUGUUGUUAGCUUCCGAGAAACGUUACCAGGGCUCUUAGAGUUUCGAAGGAAGUUUGGAGACAGCUUCAGUGCAAAUCAGAUACAUAUAAUAAGCAGUAGGACGAAGUGCAGACGAAGCUGCUGCAAACUUAACAGAACACUAGAAAGAAAAACGUUAUUUACGGAUAGAAUUUUUACUUUAAUGAUUUAUUAAUUACAUCUGGGAAAGAAUUCUGUAAAACAGAUUAUAACUGUUGUACAUAGCCUAAAAUCUGUCUCUGAAAGUGAGAACAAAUUUUUACAGUGGCUUCUAGUUUAAAGUUUCUAAAAUAAAGAGAAAAUUAAAUUCCACAUCCAAAAAGGGGUACAAUAAGACAGUAAAUGGAAUACAAUGAUCCAAACAAGUCAUUCCACAAUUUUGUAUAAUGGCUUAGGUAGAAUGAAAUAGCUAGUCAUGAUGGUAAUGGUUUGCAGUACCGCGUUGCUUAAGAUGUUAUUAAAGUGCUAAAAGCCCCAAGGAAAAAUAUAAAAGUUACCAUUUAUGAGUGUUAAAUUUGUAUUAGUAGUAACGGAAAUAACUUUACGUACAAAAAACAAUGUGUAAUCUGUUCGAAGUUCGCUCAAAUUUAAUUUUUAAUGAGAAUGUAAAUUAUUAUAGUUGUGAUUAUAUGUAUGUUCCACGCUGUUGAAUAUUUGUGUACCAAAUCAGCUAACUGCAUGAAGUGAGAGGGGCAAUGGUAAAUGCGUUUGGAACUAGAUAGUGGCUGUAGAUAGAAGGUACAUAGGUAGAUUUAAGACUUUACGCCAAGAACAAUAUAUUAUAACCAACAGAGUAGUCUUGUAACAACAGACUAUGGGAAAGUUAAACCAAUUUUAAUUUAUUGUAACUUCGUUAAGGCCUAAUAACGUAAACACAAAAUAUCGCGAUAUAGACGUACAGACACGAUCAGAACAUCUGGCACCGUGCAGUUCACACAAAACACUAUGAAAUGAGAGGACGUUUCCCACAGGAAAAUCUCGGCUUUGGCAGAAGAACCUAUAAUGUUUAACAUACCGUGUAUGUUACAACACCUUGUUUGUGUGCCGGCAUUUUAGUUAUUGUUUGUGAACUGUUUUGUUGACAGCUUCCAACAUUCUUAAAUUAUGGUAAACAGGAAAGGUAUUUAUUUCAGUUAAGAAAUAAUGAGUAGUUUUUUAUAUAAAAUCAGCAUCAACUUCACAUCCGAUUUUACAGAUCCGUGUUAAAACGGCACAUGGCGAACAGAAAAGGAAUUGUAUUAUUUUAAAAUUAAAAGUGAAUUCUGAAAAUGCGGAAAACUUUUAAGCUUAAAACUAAAUUAUACACUAUUUUUUGCAAUGCAGAGAUUGUAACUUUUAAUAAUUUUUAAAUUCAGUAAUUUCCAGUAAGGUAAGAGAAAGCUCACUUAAAGGGAAAGAUGUAAAUUACGGAUAUAUUUUGGUCUAAUGCAGAAAUAUAAAUGGAAGCUCUGAAAUGCGAAUAAUAAAUGAUAUUUAUAUUUGUGAAACAACCUUUUUUCUGAAUCGAAGUUCAUUUAUACAACAGAAACGGUUUCUUGGUUCAGGUUCGAAAAAAUUAAAGGUCACCUUGCACUGACGGCAGUUUUUUAGGGCUGGUCAUAUCCGGAUACAAACAACAAUUAGAUAGAUUCUGCGUACCUACUUCAAUUUAACAUAUUUUAGAAAUGUUUCAAAAUGACAAAACCCCAAACUUUCCUGAAAUUCGUUAAUGAAUGUAGAUUUUAUAGCAACACGAACUACGGACGUGUGUUAAUGUUGUGAUAGAACAAUUAUUAAAAUUCCCAUACUGAAGUAUGUAAACUAUAAUUGAAAUACGUGAUAAUUUACAACUCCAAAAUUCACUUUUACUAACGUGUCUAAAAAUAUGAAUAAUUGCAAAGUACAACAUUUCUUUUAAUACUAUACACAACAAUUUAAUUAAAAGCACGAGUUUUGCAAGACUAGUUUAAAUCAGAAUUUAAUUAUAUAAUGCUACAGUUUAGAAUACCAAACAAUUACUCCAUCAGAUAUAACUAUAUAUACAACUGCAUGAUCGGAAUGAACUACUAAGCUGUAAGAUCUUUUGUUAAGACAGUUUACUUUGGGCCGAACACUCGAGUAACCUGAAGCUGUGCAAAGAAAUUGUAUCGAUAUGUAAAGACAACAAACGUGUGCUUUCAUCUCAAGCAGAAAGACAGUAAGCCAACACGUCAAGUGAAACCCUGUUAUCCUUUGCCGUAUGGAGUAUGACAAAUUAAGUACACCCGCAUUUUCUAAGGAAAAAGGCGACUUCCAUGGAAACAAACGCAUCUUGUUUACUUCCAUUUAAAAUUUCAGCACAUAUUCAAGUUCUGGGCUGUCUCCCUAAUCAGGCUAACUGAUUAACAGAUAAACAAUUGCAGCACAAUAUCCGUCCAGGUUGAUUUUUCUUUCUGGUAAGUGAAAGAGAGACACUUAAGAAAAUUUCAUUUUAUGAUAAAGACAAUCCACUGUCCUUAAAGUUUUAGUAUGGUCAAGCAUAUUCGGUUGAGGUGUACUGGAAUUAAGUCAACUGAAAUCGUGUCGUUACCAAGACAAUAAUUCACUGUUUCUUAUUGUCGUCCACAUCUUUACAGAGGUGGACGGGUAGAAAAGAAAAUAGCGACACUUCCGGAUAAUGAGAGGCCUCUAUUGUCACCUUAUUAUAACUAAUUAUUAAGCUGCAUUUUUACCGUAAGAAAUUCUCACUAUUUGGCAAGCUAAUAACUAACCUGUUCAUGGAAUGCACGUGUUUUAAAUUUUAGCUAUCAUAACGACCACUAAGUCAUAUAAAUACUUUUAGAAAAAUUAAAAUUUGUUACGUAAGAGUAUUAUGCUUAUACAAGGCGUACACUCACUGAUUGACACACACACAAACACGUGACACGUGUAUACACAUAUUUUGAAAUACAUUUCACAUUUUUAAUAAUAAUUCGGCUCUAAAACGGCUAAUGGUGGGUACUAUUGUUUUUCGUUGAAAUAAGUACUUUAAAGUGGAAAUUACCUCGGGACAAACUUAGUGACACGUGUUUGUGCUCCUACGAAUCUGUCUGUUCCAUUAUAUACGCGAAUUAAAUUACAAAAUACUAGACUGCUGAAAUACGCAUGUCCACCAUAUAAUAAGCAUUCAAUGUGGAAUUUACAAAAGGAAAAGAGGCCUACAAUUUAUUUACUUCGCCUACUACAUAAUCAAAUUAUAAUAUCUGAGGACAUCGGGGGACCUUGCUAUUGACAAGCGACGCAACACGACACAGAUUCUGUGCAAUUUUAUGAAACUUGUCAUCUUCUUCUGUUAAAUUAUACGAUUUUGAGCAGCACAUCAGAAGAAAGUCAAAGAACGUACAUCGAAAAAGAUAGAAGCGAUAAUAAUUCAAGUGUGAGUAAUGUGAACACUACAUUCUAUAAAACACAAUUAAUGAAUCUGUAAGAAAAUCUCUAUGACAAUAUUCAGCACACAUUCACAGUUAACUGAGAGGUAUAGCUCCAUAAAAUUGACACAGAUUUUAUAAAAAGAAACUUCUACUUAUGUUGUAGCAAACUGGAAGUAUGUUUUGAAAGUAAACAGACCUACUAAGAGAUCUGUCUCAAUAUUACAUCUCCAGAGAGAGAACACUUAAACUUAUACACCUGUUUCUCCUCACCAUAACAGAACACUACAUUCAAAGCAAAAAGAUCGCUAAGAUAAAGUAUUAGAAGCAUAACAUCAACAUAAAAAACUAUUAAUUUCGAAUCUGAAAACUAUUUCUGUGGGUCUUGGCAUCAGAACUAAUUCCGCUGACAUUGGGCUCCUAUCGCUUGGCAUUGCAUGUUUGUGUAGACGUUUGUAUGUCAUUGGGAACGGAAUGUAAUGAAAAUGUCCUGCAGCUACUGAAUGAUGGGGCGGCCAUUGGAGACUGCUAAAUCGCCCCUCGGCAUAUAGCUUCCGACUUCAAUUAGCAUCCAUCUCCGCACCAAACAGUUUAUAUAAGCUUAACAAAACAAACGCAGCUUUCACAUUAAUUUUGUUUACUUACAUUGAAACGUUGCAUUAUGACUCACCAAAAAUAUUUUAAUAAAUGAUGACAAUAUAUUAAUUACAACCUGGAUUAUUAUCCAGAGAAUAUCCGCAUGUUAUUCAACAAUGUUUAGAGGCGCCUACACGCUCGGAACUCCAAUACGUGUCUUAUACCUUGUAAUACACGUCCUAUAAACACGAUCCUGGUUCUUCACAAACGCCAACAGUUACUAAGGACUGGUCUAAUACAUGAGAUUUGAGGUUCGCACGGACAUGAAGAUGUCUGUGGUGGUCUUCUGUGUCGCGACGUCUUGCGGACUUGAAGGUACACACCAACAUUUCAGAGUAAAGCACUGAGUCCACCAAACCAUGAAGAUGGAAGCAAUAUGUUCCACCAAAACGUUGAUAUUUAGCUACAGUUUCACACGGCGUCACAACCUACAAGCCUAGCACGGUAUAGUCCAUAUUGCAUUUAAUUCCUUGUAGUCCUUAAUUUAACUCAGGCAAUAAAGUAUAAUUACAGAUUAAUUUACUCGGGCUUAUGUGUGGAUCACAAACUAUUCACAUGUUGCUCAGAUAUUAAACAAUGUUAUAUAUUCAGAUUUCUUAAAUGAAUGCAUCGUAAUGCAUGAGAACACUGCUUUUAACGUGGGAAUUGUACUUAUGUGGUGUAAUUAAAUAAUUGGUUUAGAGAUAUUUGAAACAGAUUUAUAACGCGUUUGUGUGUGUACAUAUUUUUUUUCGAAAUUCAGUGAUAAAAGUUAUUUAAACAUACUAACAGGUUUAUGAUAAAGGUCCUGGUAAUAUUAAUACGUUGGCUACUGUAAAUUAUGUCUACUGUAUAAAUGGAGGUGUUUACUUAUGGAGACAGGAAGAUAAAUUUUACGAAAACAACAUAUCUUUUAACAUUGUCGAGGAAUUUAUUUUGGUAUAAUAUAAGUACUGGCGAAGUAUAACGUGGUGCGUAUUUGCUACAUGAAAAUAUUGUGGAAAUUUCAAAGUGAAAAGCAGAAUAAAUACAGACCAUAAAAUGUUUAAAUAUUUGAACUAAUUUGUACGCCAAUUAAAUCACAUUUAGAGAACGAUUUGUUCCAGUAAGCAGUAAAUUCCAGCAUAGAAAAGUUUUCUCUCGCAAGAUUUCGUAGACCAGUUUUCCAAAACACAGUUUCAAAUCUGAAUUAAUCCCACACUUCCUCUAUGGUUCAGUAACACUCUAAUUUUUGACCUUACUUUCUCCCACUCGGAAUUUUUGCCUUAACGCAGAACUGAUAAGAACUUUGUCUAAAUACUUAUUCAAUACAUUGAUAUUUCUGUAACGACACUUGAAACAGUGAAUUAUAAAAGCGUUAUUGAAGAUCAGAAUACAUACAUUAGACCAUUUCAAUUAUUGCAUCGUCUGAUAAAAUAAGACGUUUCGGACCCAUUUAAUUUAUAUACAAUGAUGAAUACCACUGUUGACGACCCAGGAUGGAUACGGUUUCCAGCCAAUGGACCCAACAAAACACGUUUCACUCUCGCAUAUAAUUAUUGAAGCAGAGUCUAGCUUUUAAAACUUUGUUUUCAUCCGAAAAUUAGAGGACUGGUGAGUCAAAUUAAGUUUAACAACAUGCCCUAAUCACAAAACCCUUACAUGUAAACUUAUCACGUUAUCACUCCGAUCACAAAGCAUCCAGCUACAAUCCAUGGCUCAUACCGAAACAUCAAUGACACUUACCAGAACAUUCAUAAGAUCACCGAGGGUUGCAUUUUACAUGUCAGAUGCACGAAGUAUAUGCUUCAAUACCCUAUACGAAACUUAUGCAGAAUUCAGAACGUAACACAAAACAAAAGAUCUUACACAUUCCAAAACUUAAUUCAUUCUCAUUUCAUAAUUAGUUAGCAACAAAUUUAAAGGAAACAAACGAAGCUAUGGCAAAAAUAUAAAUCUCAUAAAACAAUUACAUGAUUUCGUCUUUAAUUUAAUGUCUGUUAGUGUGCGACUAUAUUAAAGAACGCCGUUCCCUUUCAUAUAAUAACCAUAUAAUGUUGUAAAUUUGGUAUUUGUGAAAUUUAUGGUUUGUGUUGCAGAUUCAGAUUUGUGAUGGCGAUGGAGCAGUUGUAAUAUAAUUCCAUAAGCCACAUACACCUAAUAUAUUAAAGUCUUUCAGUGCAAGUAGAAAAGGGUACUUGUUAUGGGAAUAUAAGGGAUUUCAAUCAAAUUCCAUUGCAUUACAAUACAUGUUUAACAAAGCACUGUGAUAACAAAAUUUACCGUCAAACAGCAAGUCAAAUUGAAAAAAGUCAUAUACUACCUACACAGUAGGUUUAUUUGCAUUUAUUUAAUACUAUAUAGAAUAUAUACUUCGUAAAACGUAAUUAAACCCUGUGUUGUUAUGAGGAUAUGCUUAUUCUGAAUAAUAUACUUAACAUAAAUAAGAAUUUAGUAAACAAAAUAUUGCAUUAAAAGAGUCUGAAAUUUCAACAUUGUGAGUUACACAAAUGAAUCAUUUUAUAUAAACUAAAUGCACGUGUUAAAAUCAGUAUAAAAUAUUUGUUAGACUUUUCGACCUAAGCUUGUUACCUCAAGUCACUGUCCUCGCAUUUUGGAUACCCCUGGCCUGGCCGGUAGUUGAACGGAAGAACGAAGUUGAUCGUGAUGAAAUUGGAGGCUUAAAGAGAAGUGUUAAAGGAAGGCGAUACGGUUCGACGUACAUCUGAACGCAACGUACAGUGAGAUGGUGAGUAAUGGCUGUGAGACGUGCAAGAUUGUGUUCGGAAAGCUACUAUGUACCUAUCCGUGUGUGAUAAAAUUACUGCACUUUCUCCAGCCACAAAAAAAUUCAUGAACGAAGGAAUUACACAUUGUGAAUCAUUACAGUUAUUCGUUUUAGAGGUGAGCAGUGACUUAUGUGGAUAUGUACUUAAUACUAAUUCGUAUAUACUGAACACAAGCCAUUUUUCUUUUUAAGAAGUUGUAAAUUUAUCAUCUUUAUUGUGAUAUACAGACCUCAGACAAGAAGAACUUCUGUACCUGUGUUUAAUACAAGUCUUUAUGCCUCAUAAAAUAAAAUAUGAGAAUUAAUAGCUCUUUGAGAGCUGGCAUUGUAAUAUAAUUUCAAACAAAUACAAUUUCCGAUAAUUAUUUAAAUUAUAUAUAUCGACCUAGGUGAUAAGCUAAAAGAAAAUAUUUUCCUUAACAUUCAAUUAAUGUACAUUAAAUCUGCCUCAACAACGUGACCUGUGCAAUGACUGUCAUUACCUUGUUAAAAAGGCGUGUAAAAUUUAAGAAGUUCUUCUUGCCUAAAAUAUAUUUUUCACAUAGCUGAAAGUGAGAAAGCAAGAUGAAAAAUUAAUUUCUUGGGCUGUAACAUAAUCUGCAUAUUAACACAGUUCAAGAAAAAGUCACUUUACACUCAUAUUUGCUUUGCAUUUAAUUAUUAUAUUUCUUCCAAGUAAUGUCAAAUUUUUAAAUGGUGUUACACACAUACGUGAACAGGUCAAGAGAGAUAAAUAUAUUCCUAUGUCAUUCACUUCAUAUCCACCUAAACGUCUUCGUUAUCACCGUGUCCCGCCCACAGAAAGGAGUCUUACUUACUUUAUAGAUGUAGUGUGCAUGUUAACUCGUUUUAUGUACAUCGUACAUAAAAAUAAUCUCUUGUUUAUUUUCUCUAACUUUAACAUGUCAAAAGACAAUCAUUCCUAUACUUAAUUUCAAGAAUUAAUAAUCUUGUGAACGCCAUAAUUUAUUAGUAAUUAAUUUAAUGAAAGUGGAAACUGAUUGGGAGAACUCGGCUUCACGAGAUGUUUGUUAAAUAUGGUAAUAAAUCAGUUAUUGUAAACAGAAAUAAAACCACGUAAAACUCUAUUCCUGAAACAAAUAAAACACAUGUAAAUUUUAUA
This is a messenger RNA of Zootermopsis nevadensis, 8977 nucleotides long. Lineage: Eukaryota; Metazoa; Arthropoda; Insecta; Blattodea; Termopsidae. The record is from RefSeq and is a predicted model, not a curated record.